Molecule: messenger RNA, 957 nt
Organism: Brassica napus (rape)
Lineage: Eukaryota; Viridiplantae; Streptophyta; Magnoliopsida; Brassicales; Brassicaceae
Exons: 6
Coding region: 29-850 (273 amino acids)
Biological process (GO): nucleotide-excision repair; telomere maintenance via telomerase; double-strand break repair via homologous recombination
Cellular component (GO): DNA replication factor A complex; nucleus
Molecular function (GO): damaged DNA binding; single-stranded telomeric DNA binding
Source: RefSeq, a predicted model, not a curated record
AAGCCGUAUUGAGAGACAUUUGUCUAAAAUGAAGCCUGGAUCGCUUUACAAGCUCAACAAUUUUUAUGGAUCAAGCAACAAAACCAUGUAUCGGGUUUCUGAUCAUGCUGUGACGGUGUCGUUCUCAUGGAACUCGGAGCUCUCUGUUCUUGAAGACAGUCCCACUCCUUUUGAAGAAGACAGAUUCCGUUUUCAUUCCUUUGAGGAAUUUCAAGCUGGCUGUGAUAGCAAAGGAGACCUCUACGAUGUUCUUGGGCACAUGAAGCUGGUUAAUGGUCAGUGUCUCACGGGGACCCCAGUUCUUGAUGAAGUGGACAUAGCUAGGGCGAGGCAUGUGUUGGUUCAUGUGCAGUCAUACGAUGGACCUGUGGUGAAGCUCUACCUUUGGGACCAGGCUGCAAGAGACUUCUGCAAAAAAUUCAAAUCAUACGAACGCACCCCCACCGUGUUAUUGGUGACGACCGUUAACACCAAGAGUCUCGGAGGUACUCUUGCACUGACUACAAUGUCCUCCUCACGUGUCUUUAUGGACUGCGACGUCCAACCUACGGUCGACUACUUUAGCUGGUUGGGCUCUAACCCACAGAGUGCUGAGUUGGUUAAUGCAGAAGUGGUUACUAAAAGGGAGACACUGACCAUAGGAGAAAUAUUCUCCUACAUCAGGGAUGGAUCUAAUAAGGAGGCUUUUUUUGAGUGCACGGCUACGAUUGAUGAUGUGGUCCAUGGUUCAACCUGGUAUUACAUAUCGUGCAGUGGUUGCCAUACUAAGGCUACGAAAGGCCCAACUUCUUUGAUGUGUUCAAAAUGUGGGAAAGUCAACAUAUCAGGAGUGCCACAGUAUUUAUUCUAACUCACUUCUCAAUUCUCAAUAACAAUUUGAAUGGUAUUAGCUUAUUAAUUUCUCAUGGCAGGUACCGUGCACAGAUAUCUGUCUAUGAUAACAGUGAGCAAGCUGUU